This is a messenger RNA of Cadophora gregata, 1482 nucleotides long. RefSeq lists its product as uncharacterized. Bases 1 to 1482 code for a protein of 493 amino acids. Gene Ontology annotation, molecular function: pyridoxal phosphate binding; carbon-carbon lyase activity. The transcript has 3 exons. Gene Ontology annotation, biological process: carboxylic acid metabolic process. The record is from RefSeq and is a predicted model, not a curated record. NCBI's taxonomy places the organism in Eukaryota, Fungi, Ascomycota, Leotiomycetes, Helotiales, Ploettnerulaceae.
AUGUCAUUCUCGGUGUCCUCGUCAUACAAUAAAAUCCGAGCAAUUAUAGACUCAACACCGAAUGACACCCUUCCAUCCCUGUCUAAUUUGAAGAAGGCAGAAGACAGCCUCCCUUCAUCACUCCCUGGCACCGGCCUGGGCGAAGAAUUGACCGAAGCACACCUACUGACAGAUCUCACACCCGGAUUCAAUGGACCAAAGACUUCCUCGAACUAUUAUGGCUUUGUCACGGGAGGCGUCUUCCCUAUCGCAGAAGUCGCCGACAACAUAGUCACCGCCUUCGAUCAGAAUGUCCAAGUACACUUAUCCGACCAGAGUGUUGCAACUGCAGUGGAAGACAGGGCGCUGAGCUUGCUCGUCGAGCUGCUUAAUCUUGGAGAUGGGUGGAAUGGGAAAACUUUCACCACUGGCGCUACUGGUGCCAACAUCCUAGGUUUAGCAUGCGGUCGAGCAGCUGUCGUCGAUGCUUGCUUGAAAGUAGUAGGCGAGAGUGGUGGAGUUGGAGAAAACGGACUUUUGGGUGCUUGUCUAAAGGCUGGAAUCAAAGAGAUCCAAGUUUUGACUACCAUGGGCCACAGCUCGUUGUACAAAGCGGCGAGCGUUGUUGGUAUUGGAAGGGCAUCAGUGAGGGAUAUUGCCACUAGCAAAGAUGAGCCGUGGAAGCUUGAUAUUGAUGCACUUGAGCGGAAAUUAAAUGGGGCCAAGGAAGGAGUCGUCAGUAUUGUUGCGUUGAGUAUGGGAGAGGUCAAUUCUGGAAGGUUUGCCACCGACGGACUUGAGACGAUGAAGAGGGUGCGAGAAGUUUGUAACCGAUAUGGGGCCUGGCUACAUGUGGAUGGAGCUUUUGGCAUAUUUGCAAGAUGUCUGCCACACAAAGCCGAAUUUCAUACCCUGAUAAGUUCCGCAUCUGGUAUCGAGCUUGCCGACUCUAUCUGCGGCGACGCUCACAAAAUGCUCAACGUGCCUUAUGAUUGCGGAUUCUUCCUCACUCGCUCAGACACCAUACUCUCCUCAACAUUCCAGAAUCCGAACGCAGCAUACCUUUCCGCGGGGCAAUCAUCCAUCCCCUCGCCACUAAACAACGGUCUCGAGAACUCUCGUCGCUUCCGAGCUCUCCCAGUCUACGCUGUCCUCCUCGCCUACGGACGAGAUGGAUUUGCAGAAAUGUUUGCGAGACAAGUUCGACUUGCUAGAGGAGUUUCCAAAUUCCUGUCUGACUCUGAGAACUUUGAGUUAUUAGCUACGGGUGCAAACACGAAUGGGGAGUUUGACAAUGUUCAUAUCAUUGUCUUGUUCAGAGCUACGGACGAGAGCGCCAAUGCGGAUCUGGUGAAGAGAAUCAAUGCUACGAAAAAGAUCUACGUCUCAGGCACCAAGUGGGAUGGCAAGCCUGCUUGUCGUAUAGCUGUGAGCACGUGCCGAGUUGAGGUGGAGAGGGAUCUGAAUCUUGUCAAGGAGGUUCUCGAAGAAGUUUUGAGGUAG